ACCACCACCACCACCACCACCACCACCACCACCACCACCACCACCAACAACACCAACAACCACUACCUAGCUCAGCUACUACUACUGCAGCAGCACCAUCUCCCGGCCCUGUCAAAGUCCUCGUCUCUGCGCUCCAUGCGUACCUUUACAUCUUACCCUCUCCUCGUCCUCGACAUAUACUGUACAUUUCCAAACUCGAUUCCUCAGGCUAUCUCCCAUCUUAGAACGGACGUUCGCCGGGAGGCAAGUGUUCAGAUUCAAUUGUUCGCUCGGAGUCAAGGACAAUACUUAUUCCCGAACAGCAGCUUGGCACCUGGGAAGAGAGUUGCUGGGGGGCUGCGAUUGUGCGCAUGGUGGAAAGGAGUCUAUGAGUCCGUAGCGGCGCGUGUGGUGGUAGAUGGAUCAAAAGGCGACAGAGUCAAAGACCUCUCGGUCAACGAGGAGACUGGGACGGCUCAGAAUGGGUCGACACAUGAUCCGAAUGGGAUGCGCGUUGAAUCCUCAAAACAACCGAUAACCCUGCGGUACCUCUUGCCCAGCUACUCGGCAGAAGAAGCGAAAGGAAUGCUGGGCGCGUCAAAGAUGACUCUGCCGGACGGCCUAGGGUGGAUGUAUGGGCCCCCUUUCGCUUCAACACCGAACGGACAGAGUCCUACAUUGGCCAUGGUGAUUCCAUCGUUGCCCGACGACCCGAAAACCAGAUUCCUAGACGAAUUGGUCUCGGAACUAACGCCAACAGUUCCGCACGAUCGAGCUAGCAGAUCAGAGACUAAAGUCAACGGUGACCAUGGACGGUCAAAAGGCGAUCGUGCCCCUCUAGAAGUUGGCGCACUUCCAAUGGCGGAUCUUGCAACGGCCGACACAGCCUCAUCCCAUGCUGAACUUUCUUCCAACGCCCUCUGCACUAGUGCUGAAGGCCCUGGUCUAACUUCGUCUGGCGUCACGUUGGUUGAGUCGCUGAAUGGUUCACCCAAGAAGAAGCAGACCAAGCAUCUUGGUGCCACGACUCUAGCUCAGCGAGAGAAAGAGCGACAGAUGGACGAAGCGGAUCGAAAAGCCGCAGAAGGGGCUUUGUCCCGUAUAUCUCCAGAUGAAUUCUGGGAACGGAUGGGUUUCAGACAGGAAUGUGCAAGUGGAGAUGUCACGGGUUUCUUCACGCUCGAAUCGUCAGUCACCUCGUCCAGUCCGACGAAGGAGAAGCAGUCAACUUCUCGAGAGCUUGAUAGGAAGAGUUCUAGUCCGAUAUUGACGGAUGAAGAUGGUCCUGAUGGGCUCGCCAUCGCGCCGCCUACCUCUGGAUCUAGACCAUCACCAAAUGUGCUCUUAUCUUCGUCAAUGGACCUUCCCAACGAAUUAGUGGACCGUAUCCUCACUUCUUUGCUCAAUUGCGAUUUCGCCUCUCAAUCACUGGCUAUUGAAAGUACCAAGAUAUGGUCCAGAGGAGCAAAGGGGAUCGUUAUAGGUGAGAUUGGAGAGUCCGGCUGGGAGACGUGCAUAGCCAGUAUCAGCAAGAAAGAGGGGCUCGAUACGGGAUUGACAGUCAAGCGGAAAGAAGAAGAAGAACUAGUCGUCACCAUGCUGCAGCCGCGCAAGAAGAAAAGAGCUUGACUGUGUUUAAGAGUUCUGGACAUCUGUCCGACAUGGCACAUGUGUAACUG
Molecule: messenger RNA, 1658 nt
Organism: Kockovaella imperatae
Lineage: Eukaryota; Fungi; Basidiomycota; Tremellomycetes; Tremellales; Cuniculitremaceae
Product: histone acetylation protein-domain-containing protein
Exons: 2
Coding region: 136-1608 (490 amino acids)
Biological process (GO): DNA damage response
Cellular component (GO): nucleus
Molecular function (GO): histone H3K56 acetyltransferase activity
Source: RefSeq, a predicted model, not a curated record